This is a messenger RNA of Elaeis guineensis (African oil palm), 1112 nucleotides long. The record is from RefSeq and is a predicted model, not a curated record. Lineage: Eukaryota; Viridiplantae; Streptophyta; Magnoliopsida; Arecales; Arecaceae.
UUCUAGUCUUUUUUGCGUGCGUAUAUCGCUUAACCGGGCUGGUUGCGAUUAGUGCGGUGUGGUGCAAAGGCUCGUAUUGCUAUUUCUCAUGGCUCUUCCGUUUUCCAGCUGCCUUAUCGUCCCCUUCUUCAUCUUCUUCGUUUUCCCCAAUCUUUCUUGCGCAUUCCCACCGAAUAAUAUUCUUCCAUGCGGUGAUGCUUGUAUUGAAAUAAGACCUCCUUUCUACACAGUCGACGACGCUCCUCCUGAAUGCGGAUGGUGUCAUAUGAUCUCGUGCAAUCACUCCACACUAAUCGUCCAAUUCAAUGGUUUUUGGCCCUCGUAUAUCGUGAAGAAUAUCGACUACGCUCAUCGGUCAAUCAUAAUUCAAGACCAAGAGUUCGGUAAAUACGUGCAGACACCAGACUGCACUUUCCUUUAUAAAUUUGAUCCUCCUAUUAACCUAUCCGAGACUUCAUUCCUUCCUCCAUCUGUAAGCCCCAACCAGUCCCUCUUCAACUGCAGGCCGAAUAAUGGUUAUGAUAUUUGUACCAACAUCUUCCAUGAACUCUAUGAUCGUAAUAUUUGCAGAGGAUACGACCUCUACUUUUCCAGCAAUUACGAGGAUGAAGGAUUUGGUCACAAUAAGUGUUGGGCCGGUCCAAGACCAUCGUUUGGAUGGACAUUGUUAUUCACUGACGAUGUUGACCUUUAUCUACAAUUUGCAGGUUACUACUCAUAUCCAUCGCAGAUUGACUCGGAUUGGCAUUUGGAUUGGGGUUGCUUCAAACAUAAUACUGCAGGAGAUUCCAAGGUCCUUUGCAACAAUCAAUGCCAUGGUAGAUCUCUAAAACCUUAUGUGUUUGCCAAAUUUCGCAGCGUUUUUAGGCAUCUGAAGUAUCAUGCCUCGUGUUGGUUGGUAGCUACUUCCUUCUAAGCAAUAAAAUUUGUCUUACGAAGUUUCAGUUAGAAGUUCCAGGUUUAUAUCUGUGGCAAUUAUGUAGAAAUUAACUUGUAAGUUUUGCAAAAGGAAAAAGGGCAAGUCUAGAAGGAAACGGAUAUUUCUUUACUGAUAAAACUUGCUAAAUUUUUUCAGUUUUGUACUAACCUUUGGUUGUUGAUGCUUUAUUUGA